Meriones unguiculatus (Mongolian gerbil) is the source of this 2039-nucleotide messenger RNA. It is a transcript of the gene Sp8, whose product is annotated as Sp8 transcription factor. Gene Ontology annotation, molecular function: DNA-binding transcription factor activity, RNA polymerase II-specific; RNA polymerase II cis-regulatory region sequence-specific DNA binding. Gene Ontology annotation, biological process: regulation of transcription by RNA polymerase II. Lineage: Eukaryota; Metazoa; Chordata; Mammalia; Rodentia; Muridae. The record is from RefSeq and is a predicted model, not a curated record. The transcript has 2 exons. The coding region runs from base 433 to 1902 and encodes 489 amino acids.
AUCCUCGCGCGGCUUUAAUUAGUUCCCUUUAUUGCUGUCGGAGGGGGUUGCAGUCUCCCGGCCAGGCCACGGCUCUCAGCCUCGGCAGCGAGGACCCCCUCCCCCUUAAGUACCAGUGAGUUAGGAGCGCGGGGGAGAGGAGGCAGAGCCGCCUUUUUUCUCAGCACGGGAAAGGUUGAUAGGGUACUGAGACCCUCCACCUCGCCGCGCGCCGCUCCCUGCCCGAGGCAAGUGCGCGUAGCCCCGAACACGAGCGACGGUGUCGAGGGCGGACGCAAGUUUUUCCCUCCGGGGAUACAGCAGAUUCUCCCCUUCCCCUUGUGUGUGUGUGGGUUUUUUUUUUUUUUUUUUUUUGGUUUUGUUUUUUGUUUUUUUUCCUCAGCCCGCCUUGUAUUGCAGGAGGAACCGCGGCUGGGAUCCACUCCGCUGGCCAUGCUCGCCGCUACCUGCAACAAGAUCGGCAGCCCCAGCCCGUCGCCCUCCUCGCUGUCGGACAGCUCGCCGUCCUUCGGGAAAGGCUUCCACCCCUGGAAGCGCUCCUCGUCGUCGUCCUCGGGCAGCUGCGGCGCCGUGGGCUCCGGCCUCCCCGGCUUCGGCGUGUCGGGCACCCCCCGGGGCGGCGGCUCGUCCUCGGCGGCCGCGGCGGCGGCGGCGGCGGCGGCGGCGGCCGCGGCGCUGGUGUCCGACUCGUUCGGCUGCGGCGGCUCGCCGGGCUCCAGCGCCUUCUCGCUCACCUCCAGCAGCGCCGCCGCCGCCGCCGCGGCCGCCGCGGCCGCCGCCUCCAGCUCGCCCUUCGCCAACGACUACUCGGUGUUCCCGGCGCCGGGCGUGUCGGGGGGCGGCGGCGGCGGCGGCGGGGGCGGCGGCGGCGGCGGCGGCGGCUCCGGGGCGCACUCGCAGGACGGCUCGCACCAGCCGGUGUUCAUCUCCAAGGUGCACGCGUCGGUGGACGGGCUGCAGGGCAUCUACCCGCGCGUGGGCAUGGCGCACCCCUACGAGUCGUGGUUCAAGCCCUCGCACCCGGGCCUCGCCGCCGCCGGCGACGUGGGCUCCGCGGGCGCCUCCAGCUGGUGGGACGUGGGCGCGGGCUGGAUCGACGUGCAGAACCCCAACGGCGCGGCGGCGCUGCCCGGCUCGCUGCACCCGGCGGCCGGCGGCCUGCAGACGUCGCUGCACUCCCCGCUGGGCGGCUACAACUCGGAGUACUCGGGCCUGGGCCACUCGGCCUUCGGCGGCGGCGCCUCGUCGCACCUGCUCAGCCCCGCGGGCCAGCACCUCAUGGACGGCUUCAAGCCGGUGCUGCCCGGCUCCUACCCCGACGCCGCGCCGUCGCCGCUGGCCGGCGCGGGCGGCUCGGUGCUGAGCGCGGGCCCCGCCGCGCCCCUCGGGGGCUCCCCGCGCUCGUCCGCGCGCCGCUACUCGGGCCGCGCCACCUGCGACUGCCCCAACUGCCAGGAGGCCGAGCGCCUGGGCCCGGCGGGAGCCAGCCUGCGGCGCAAGGGGCUGCACAGCUGCCACAUCCCUGGCUGCGGCAAGGUCUACGGCAAGACGUCGCACCUGAAGGCGCACCUGCGCUGGCACACGGGCGAGCGACCCUUCGUGUGCAACUGGCUCUUCUGCGGCAAGCGCUUCACGCGCUCCGACGAGCUGCAGCGGCACCUGCGGACGCACACGGGCGAGAAGCGCUUCGCCUGCCCCGUGUGCAACAAGCGCUUCAUGCGCAGCGACCACCUGAGCAAGCACGUGAAGACGCACAGCGGCGGCGGCGGCCCGGCCGGCCCGGGCGGCGGCAAGAAGGGCAGCGACACCGACAGCGAGCACAGCGCGGCGGGCAGCCCGCCCUGCCCGUCCCCCGAGCUGCUGCCGCCCCCCGAGCCGGCCCACCGCAACGGCCUGGAGUGACGGCGGCGCGUGUGCCCGGCCGCGCCCGCCGCCCCGCGCCCCUCUCCGCGGCCUCCCUCUCCGGGCUCAGUUCAAGGCGUGGACGGCCCCGGCGCCCUUCCGCACGGCGGCGCCGGGCCGGGACUCGGGGGCCCUGG